UACGGGAUCGAACCGGGAAACUCCGUCCGUCCUGCUACUCUCCGGUCUGUCGACGUUCGCUUUUUUUUUGCCCCCAUCAACCCGAGUCUCUCGUAUUCGUAAAACGGCGGUCCGACCGGCCCCGCUCUUCAACGGAGUUCCGAGCCAGCCCGGUAGAAAGCGGACCAGGCCGGGCUUCCAGAGGUAGUAACCGCAUGCCCUCCCGGUAGAUGUAGCGCGCCUUUCGUCCCUCCAAUGGCCCGCGCCUCUUUUUCAACCGGACCGACCUCUAAUCCGCUGUAGUACAUUUCGCUUGACAAUAAUUAACGGACGCCGAGGCGUCUUUCGGCCCGGUUUAUCGCCGGAUCAGAGAUUAGGGCCCGAGUUCUAGACCUCCUCAGUAUAAGUUUAUCGGUCGAAUGUGAGUGUUUGACUAUCUACAUAUAAAAUGGAAAAUUCGUCAUGAGGGACGGUUUAUCGAUUUAUCCAAAUGGAUUUUUCACCAACAGCUAUUAUGGUGAGUCGAAUGACACAUGAUGCUGUGCACUAGGAACAAAGGUGGGCUGGUGUGGGGCGGGGAGUGCGGGGGGAGCGGCGGAGGAGCCGUCGCGACGAACAGCAGGUGCGGAGGCGGCGCUGCUCCUCAGCAGGGCCAGGGUCUGGUCCACUGGAUGUCCGUCAUGGCCGAGCACAUGAACACCGUCGCACACGACACCCCUCCAGUACACUACAUGUGGAACGGUGGAGUCGAGAGCAAGAAGAUGGGAUGGGGCUCAGAUGAUGGCAGAAGUUUCUUCGACCAGCAAUGCGGGCCGCACGCGAAGGAGGAGUACGUCUGGCCCAGGCAGUCCAUGGUCAAGCAGGGAUACGAGGCAAAAAUGAACGACAGCCAAAAUAACCAAGGGAUGCACAAGGGAGUCGACGACAACGGCCACCAAGCCGGUGUGUACGGCGGGGCUGCCCCCAGGACUCAAAGUUCCGGGAGCAGUUCGGCCUCACCACCGGCUGGAAGUGGUGCGCUUCCACCGCCGAGUAUGCUCAUCGUACCACAUCCGCUGAGCAACCAGACCAAAGCAGAAGCCCAGCACCACGUCGUGACGCAGAACGGCUCCGGACGGAAGUAUCAGUGCAAAAUGUGCCCUUCGUUGACUGAAAAGGAAACUUAUGACGCAUUUACGGGGCUCGAGAUAUUUUCAUCGAAAUCCGAGCUUCAACUCCACUCACAGCUACAUAUGCGUGAAGUCAAGCCUUACAAAUGUACUCAAUGCAGUAAAACUUUCGCCAAUAGUUCCUAUCUGAGUCAACACACGAGGAUCCAUCUAGGGAUUAAGCCGUACAGGUGUGAAAUCUGUCAGAGAAAAUUCACCCAGCUGUCUCAUCUCCAGCAGCACAUCAGGACUCACACGGGAGACAAACCGUAUAAAUGCAGGCAUCCCGGUUGUAACAAAGCUUUCAGCCAGCUCAGCAACCUCCAAUCGCAUUCGAGGUGUCACCAGACUGAUAAGCCUUAUAAGUGUAAUUCAUGUUAUAAGUGCUUUAGUGAUGAGCCUUCACUUUUGGAGCACAUCCCGAAACACAAGGAGUCGAAACACUUGAAAACUCAUAUUUGCCAGUACUGCGGCAAAUCUUACACGCAGGAGACGUACUUAACAAAGCAUAUGCAGAAGCAUGCCGAGAGGACGGACAAACGACCGCCUAUUAUAGGAAUACCGAGGGUGAGUUUGGACAAUGCUCAUUAUUGGCCUAAAGUGUCGCCGGACACUGCGAACAACCUGGUUGAUGUGAUGCAGCAGCAGCAUGAAGCGUACAGCCAAAAUGGACUACUUCCUGAUCAUCACCACCUCAGAGAUCUCAACGGGGAUGAUCACGUAAUGCGAGGCGUCCAGCCGCCUGCUCCUCCUCCCACACCUUCAGCGGCAUCACCGCUCAAUUAUCACGACUCGGUUAUUUCAUCGGGCGGGAUUAAAACAAAUACGUCCUCAGCAUCUGCUUUCACCCCCAUCCAGUCGAUGGGAAUGCCCAGUCAUCACCAUAGCCACCAUCAAAUCCCUGAUCACCACCGGUCAGCUUACCUGUCUUACAAUGCGAUAGCUUUUCCUGGUACAAAAAUGAGCCAGCUAGGCAGUGUUCAGACAUCGGUGGGUAUGGAGAUGCCAAAAGCACCCGUCACCUCCAACGGCUUCCCGAAUCAACUAAUCUCCCUUCACCAAAUAAGGAAUUAUGCUCACCAACCUGCACCGACACUGAUGACGACCGAACACUUACUCCAAGGACUUAAGGAAAAGGGACAAUAAUAUUAUAUUCCUGCUGAUUGUGUGUAGUUACAGGAUGGUGCUUAUAUACUUUGAUUUUAUAAAAACAAAAUUAUAAAAUGUAUAAAAGUGAUGGAAGUAGAUGAACGGAGCAAAUUGCCAAUACUUGUGUGAGUGAGUGUAUCAUGACAUUGCAUUAUUUAAGUGUACAAACGUAUAAAAUUUAUUCUAUGUCUGUUGUGCAUUUUUCCAUGUAUGAACAAUAUUAUUGACAAAUCACAUAUAUAAAAGUGUUGGCCAAAAGGAAGUAUUGAAAGAACAUGAUACUCAAAUUUUUAAAACAAAAGGUGAAAAACAAAAAGUUAAAUUGUUCAUAAAGCUUCCAUUUUAUAUUUGCUUGUACAACAUAUCGUACUACUAUGCGACAAAAUGAAAUUAGCCACAUAUUUUCAACAAUUUGGUAAGAAAUAACUUAUGGUGAACGUUAAAGGCAAAGCAAAUUAGUCAUUAUUUACUUUCAUUAAAAAAUAAACAAUCGCAUUAUUAUAUCUGUAUCAUUCUUCAAGAUGAUGAAAUGAAAGAUGUACACAAUGAAAUAUUAUCUGGGAUUUUCUUUGUUUCAUAAGCUAUUGCUUUCCAAGUUUUUACCCAAAUAUGAUGACUGAAAUAUUUUGUCGCAAGUGUUUUCUUUUUUCUUUUUCUUUUUUUUUCCUUUCCUUUUUUGUAUUAGUUUUUAUUAAAUGUUACGUUGAAAUGACUAUAGAUAAGUACUAUGUACUUGUAAAUUGCACUUUUUACAUUAUGUACUUAGUGAAGGUUGCUAUAUAAAAUGUUUAAGUUUUAAGCAAAAAUUGAGUUUUGCUGUUUCUUUUGUUCCUUUUUGUUACUUUUUUGGAUGUACAUAUUUUCUGUAACACAAUUAUACUCUAUGUACAGUUUCAAACCUAAAAUAAGUUUAUAAUAGUAGAAUAAUAUUUGGAAAAUUAUAAGAUAGUUCGUACUAUUUAGAAGAUUGUUCUAGUUGUUUUUCCAACUGCGAUGGGCUUGACAUUCUUUUUUUAUUAUUAUGAUUAUUAUUAAAAUGUUCUGGUUGAUAUGCUGCUAUACAGGGUACCGAUUUCUGAUGAAAAGAUAUAAUAUCUAUUAUACUUUUAAUCGCUGUAAAAUGGAACAAAACUGGUAGAACGCAACUACUUUUUAAUAAAAGGAGUGGAUCUUUAACUCUUAAUACUUAAAACAUUUUUUCAUCUAUUUGGAAGAUUAAAUAAUAAUUAAAGAAUACAUUUCUUCAAGUAGAACCUGUUUAACUUAAAUGUUUAGAUGAAAAAAAGACAGUUUGGAGGCAUUUUCAAAAUAUACAGCGCUCCUUAUUUCUGGAAUCAUGCAAAAUCAAGAAGUUAAAGAAGGGCAGCAGUAUCUCGACAAGCAAAAAAUGUUGCAAUAUUUCCUGAAAAUACUCUUAAGGUGGCACAAGUGUAAAUUAUCCGAAUAUUCGUAUAGACUUUUACAAUAUUGUAAAUAUUUAAAUUUAUAUGUUUGAACCUUCGGUUCUGGUGUUACUUAUAAAUACAUUGUAAAAUAACUUCAAAAGUUUUUUAGGUAGCCCAUUUUCAAAGUUAAAUGUUAUUUAAUUAAAGUUAUACACAUUAUGUGUCUCUUUUAAAGAAAUGGAUGUGUACAUAUAAAUAUCAAUUUUUUCUCCAUAUAUUGGUAUGUUCACAUACAUAAAAAGACUUAUCCACCUGUUGCUCAUUAUGUUCUCAUUUAAACUCGUGUCUGAAGCCGGUCGGACGGCUGGCAAACAUAGUGAAUGCGGUAUAAAAAUACCUUUCGCUCAUGUUGAUUUUUGAUCUCGUAGUAUUUAUUGUUUCUUUUUUUCUUAUUAUUGCUAAUUACAUCAAAAACAUCACAUCUUAGACACCUUUUUAAAAGAGUACAUAAUGGCAGAAUAUCUACUUAAUACAGCGUUUAAAGCAGGACAAGUUUCAAAUAUGAUUUGAACAGAUGUACAACUGUAAAUGGUGAAAUACUAUGUUACGUCUUUCAUAGCUCCCAUUUGAGUAUCCUCAAUUGGCUUGUUUAUAUAUUUUGUUACUAUUACUUGUUUUUGUUACAAUAUCCACUAUACCAGGGCCUAACCGAUAAUUGUUUUAUGUGGUUAAAAAAAAAUUACAAACGUUAAUGUGUAAGUACGCAAUUUAUUUUGAUUCCCUAGAACUGUUCACAUAUAUGAAAUAUUAUUAAAAAAUAUAUAUAGUCAAGUUGACAUCAUUUUAUUUAAAAUGUUAAUAAAGAGUUA
Messenger RNA from Cimex lectularius (bed bug), 4530 nucleotides. RefSeq names its product zinc finger protein rotund-like. Gene Ontology annotation, molecular function: DNA-binding transcription repressor activity, RNA polymerase II-specific. Bases 513 to 2273 code for a protein of 586 amino acids. The transcript has 9 exons. NCBI's taxonomy places the organism in Eukaryota, Metazoa, Arthropoda, Insecta, Hemiptera, Cimicidae. The record is from RefSeq and is a predicted model, not a curated record. Gene Ontology annotation, biological process: negative regulation of transcription by RNA polymerase II.